CUUUAAAAAAUGGGAAGGGAAGAAAACCGCCCAUCCAGCCUGCUGUUACUGCUCUACCAACCUCCUAAUACCGGCGGCACCCACAAGUCUAUUACACGCCGCAGGUCCUUCCCCACCCCACCCUCGGGUUUCGGUACUCGCCUAUCUAUAAUCGUUACUCUGCUGACAAAGGACGAAGAAAGGAAGCGGUGAUAUGCCGAAGAAGCAUAAGAAUCGAGCUUUUUUGGACGGCGCACGCGUGCUUAAUCAAACGGAGGAACGAGCGAGUGAACUACCGGUUGGUUGGUUGGUUGGUUGCUUAAUUGAAAGCCCAUGGAGGCAGGAGGUGAUCAUCACGGCAUGGGCGGUGGAGGGAUGCUCCCGAGGAGCAUAGGAGGGGCAGCAGGAAUGCUGGGGCUGGAGAUGCCCCUACUAAACGCACACCCUCAGCAGCAGCAGCAGCAGCAGCAGUACGUGUCGCCCUUCCAGCAGCCCCAAAACCAGCAGCUAGCUGGACAUCAUUCCUCCUUGAGACAAUCCUCCUACGCGAGCUACGGCGUCCGGGGGAGACAGCAGCAGGCUCAGCACUCCCCGGAGGGCGAGCCCGAGUUUCGAGAGGGCGGCGGUGCUGGCGAUCAUGGGGCGGCGAAGCGGGGGGGCGCGUCGCUGACGUCCCAAUCGCCGUGCCCCUGGACGAGGAUGAAGUGGACCGAUAGCAUGGUCCGCCUCCUCAUCUCGGUCGUGUACAGCGUCGGGGACGACGGAGGAGGAGGGGAAGGCGGCGACCACAAUAAUAUCCAAUUACCGCCCCCCGCCUCCUCGUCCUCCUCCUCCAGGGGAGCGAACACCAGAGGAGGCGGUGCGGCCUCGGCCUCGGCCUCGGCGUCGCAGCAGCAGCAGCAACAGAAGAAGGGGAAAUGGAAGUCGGUGUCGAGGGCGAUGAUGGAGAAGGGGUUCUGCGUGUCGCCGCAGCAGUGCGAGGACAAGUUCAACGACCUGAACAAGAGGUACAAGAGGGUGAUCGAUCUUCUGGGGAAGGGGACGGCGUGCCGGGUGGUGGAGAAUCCGUCCCUCCUCGACACCAUGGACCACCUCCCCGCAAAGGCCAGGGAGGAGGCCCGCAAGCUCCUCAGCUCCAAGCACCUCUUCUUCCCGGAGAUGUGCGCCUAUCACAACGCCGGAAGCGCGAACCCCUCCUGCGCAGCCGGUCCGCCAGCGGCACCAGCAGCGCAGCCGUCCCGGAUGCCUAGCCUUCCGCAGCUGUCGGAUCGGCAGACCAGCUGCUUCCACCACCCGGCCGGCCCCGGCGCAAGCCGAGAGGAGGAGGCGAUCGGCAAGGCCGCCGCCGCGGGAGCGAACGAUGGUCGCCAUCAUCAGCCCGCCGAGGAGGACGAGGACGAGGACGAGGGCGAGGACAACGACGCCGACGAGGAUAGGAGCAAUAACGAGGAGGAGGAGGAGGAGGAUGAGGAGGAGGAGGACGACGACGACCGGCUGGCGGACGACGACCCGCUGGAGGACGACAGGAACGAGGAGGACCGCGGCGGGGACGUCGAGGACAUGAAGGCAGUCGUGACGGCAUCGAAGAGGCAGAAGAGAACGCCCCGGCUGUCGCUGUCGCUGCAGUCGUCGACGACGGCGUCCGCCCGGCUUCAGGAGCUGCGGAGCGAGCUGAUGGGCAUGGCGGCGGCGGCGGCGGCGGCCGGGGAAGGAGGAGGGGGGGCGAUGAUGCAGUGGGUGAGGAGGAGAGCGGCGGAGCUGGAGGAGCAGCGGGUGGGGUAUCAGUGCCGGGCGUUCCAGCUGGAGCGGCAGCGCUUCAAGUGGCUGCGCUUCAGCACCAACAAGGAGCACGAGAUGGAGCGCAUGAAGCUCGACAACGACCGCCUCCGCCUCGACAACGACCGCAUGCUACUCCUCCUCCGCCAGAAGGAGCUCGAACUACUCUCCACCACCGCCAGCGACGCGGCCGGAGGCCAUGCUGCGGCCGCCUCCUCCACCGACCACCAUCACUUCCUCAACCACCACAAACAGCAAGAGUAGAGGAGUCAGCAAGCCAAUGCAGUGACUGCAAUUCCUCACCAAAAUCAACAACCUCAACCAUGCAAGCAGCCAAACAAACGAAACCAGCCUCGCAGCUUCUUUGUGUGCGCUUGUAUUAUUAGGGAAACCAGAGCCUCGCAGCGCUAGUAAGUCUGAAGUUGGUAAUCUUACCAUCCUCAAUUUUAGGAUUUAGGUAAUAUUUUUUAGAUUUGUAGUGUUAAAAAAAAUAAUGAUAAUAACAACAUCACUGGGAAAAGAAGUCUGUCUUUAGGGCUGCGUUUGGUUGGAGAACUAAAUUUUGAAGAACAAUUUUUGUUAUUUCCGAGAACAGAGAAUAUUUCGGUACAAAAUAGAACAAUUGUAAAUUUGUGUUUGGA
Messenger RNA from Ananas comosus (pineapple), 2396 nucleotides. RefSeq names its product ankyrin repeat and KH domain-containing protein mask-like. The record is from RefSeq and is a predicted model, not a curated record. The transcript has a single exon. The coding region runs from base 313 to 2019 and encodes 568 amino acids. Lineage: Eukaryota; Viridiplantae; Streptophyta; Magnoliopsida; Poales; Bromeliaceae.